AGCCGUGGGGCCGCCCUGGACUCCGGGAGCGCGUUGGUCGUUCUUACCUCCCCUUCCUCAAACGGGUCCCCGCUUCCCAGGUCCCUGGCAGGUGGGCGGGGCUGGGGGUGGCCUCGCUUCCCUCUUGGUGCGCGAAAGACCCCAGAUCUCUGCUUCGGCCCCGUGCCCCCUCCCCCGCCUCCUCCGAAGUAACCGAGCCGAAGUGCUAAGUUUGAAGAAAGUCUUUGAGAACUCACGCUGCAGCCUGGCAGAGGCACCACGGCUUGACGUCCUAUUCUCUUCGGCCCUAGAGCCCCGGCUGUUUCCCUUUCGUCCCCUUCCCUGCAAACUGUGUUCUCCCAGGCCGGAUCCUGGGUCUUGGAGGGUAGGAGCGGAAGACUUCUUUAGCUCUUACUGCUCUCCCCGAACCUCCCUAGCCUGGGCCCCAGGCCUGCUUUGAAUUCCUGCGACGCGGGGUGAAGCGACAGGUCCCCUGGGGCUCCAGCCGCACUCCCCCAGCUCCACUUCCUAUCCCUGAGGAUAGCGCCUCAGGUUGGAGGCAGCCGGGGAAGCGAGGCUUCGACCUUCCAGUCCGGGUCAGCGUGAGUUACGCCGCCGAGGCCUAGUUACCUAGUCUCGGUAGGGUCUUGGGGCUGCGGGUUCAUCUAGUAGGAUAGGGAGGCAGCACAAGGGAACGCUGCACUCAGGCCUCCCAAAUCUGUGAGACCCUUUGGGACUCUGGGCGGGUCACCUUUCAGCAUCUGCCGGGACGACAUUGUCCGCAGCCAGGACCGGGCAGAAAGAAGGACCCGCUCGCGUUCGCGAAGAAGGGCCUGCGGCGGUGGCUAGGCGCUCCUGACCUCCCGCCGCGUCUUAGAGCCGCCACGUCUACCGUGGCCCCUUCUGCGUCUUCUGGCCGCCUCUGCGGGCCCUGGGCCUGUAACUGCGGUUCAGGUGUGGUGGGAUUCCCGGCUGGUCCCCCAGAAGCAACAGAGCUUGAAGGACUGCGCAGUGGGAGUCCCGCACUGCGUCUGGCCCCGGCCCCCUGGAUCCGUCCGGGCGCCUCCACCCGGCUGUUAGCAUGAUGUCUUACCUCAAACAACCCCCAUAUGGCAUGAACGGGCUGGGCCUGGCUGGGCCAGCCAUGGACCUCCUGCAUCCUUCCGUGGGCUACCCGGCCACUCCGCGGAAGCAGCGGCGGGAGCGCACCACCUUUACACGCUCGCAGCUGGACGUACUUGAGGCGCUCUUCGCCAAGACUCGCUACCCUGACAUCUUCAUGCGCGAGGAGGUGGCGCUCAAGAUCAACCUGCCAGAGUCCAGAGUCCAGGUCUGGUUCAAGAAUCGCCGUGCCAAAUGCCGCCAGCAGCAGCAGAGCGGAAGCGGGACCAAGAGCCGCCCGGCCAAGAAGAAGUCGUCCCCGGUGCGGGAGAGCUCGGGCUCGGAAAGCAGCGGCCAGUUCACGCCGCCCGCCGUGUCCAGCUCCGCCUCGUCCUCUAGCUCCGGAUCCAGCUCCUCCGCCAACCCAGCGGCGGCAGCGGCUGCAGGCCUGGGCGGGAACCCGGCGGUGGCAGUCGCGUCGUCGUUGAGUACGCCGGCUGCCUCAUCCAUCUGGAGUCCGGCCUCCAUCUCGCCGGGCUCAGCGCCCGCGUCGGUGUCAGUGCCCGAGCCGUUGGCCGCGCCUAGCAACGCAUCUUGCAUGCAGCGCUCGGUUGCCGCAGGCGCCGCCUCGGCCGCAGCCUCUUAUCCCAUGUCCUACAGCCAGGGCGGCAGCUACGGGCAGGGCUACCCCGCGCCCUCCUCUUCCUACUUUGGCGGCGUGGACUGCAGCUCAUAUCUAGCGCCCAUGCACUCUCAUCACCACCCGCACCAGCUCAGCCCUAUGGCACCCUCCUCGAUGGCCGGCCACCAUCACCACCAUCCACAUGCGCACCACCCGUUGAGCCAGUCCUCAGGCCACCAUCACCACCAUCACCACCACCACCACCAGGGCUACGGCGGCUCAGGGCUCGCCUUCAACUCUGCCGACUGCUUGGAUUACAAGGAGCCUGGCGCCGCCGCUGCUUCCUCCGCUUGGAAACUCAACUUCAAUUCGCCCGACUGUCUGGACUAUAAGGACCAAGCAUCAUGGCGGUUCCAGGUCUUGUGAGCCCAGGAGUAGAAGGAAGAGAAGAAACGCAACUACCUGCGCCCUCCGUGGUCCCCGUCCUGUUGCUGCUGCUGCACCGCCCGCCUUCGCCUCGGCUUCUGCAGACCUGAAUUUUCACGCCCCUAAAAGAUGCCCUUUGCCUGCACUGCCGCCCUCAUCUUUCUGCCACUUGUUUGGGGGAUGUGCAGAC
Ailuropoda melanoleuca (giant panda) is the source of this 2318-nucleotide messenger RNA. It is a transcript of the gene OTX1, whose product is annotated as orthodenticle homeobox 1. The coding region runs from base 1061 to 2128 and encodes 355 amino acids. Lineage: Eukaryota; Metazoa; Chordata; Mammalia; Carnivora; Ursidae. Gene Ontology annotation, cellular component: nucleus. Gene Ontology annotation, molecular function: RNA polymerase II cis-regulatory region sequence-specific DNA binding; DNA-binding transcription factor activity, RNA polymerase II-specific. The record is from RefSeq and is a predicted model, not a curated record. The transcript has 4 exons. Gene Ontology annotation, biological process: multicellular organism development; regulation of transcription by RNA polymerase II.